AUGUCAAGACACAGAAAUAUUCGCAAUAUGGACCUGAAUGAUUUUUAUGAUGACGAGGAUGACUAUUACGAGGAUGAUGAUGAUGCCGAGGCCAUUGAUGAUGACCAGAACGAUACUGACUCUGAAUGUCAUGUCGCAUACGAUCCAUCAGCUCACAAAGCAUCAGUCAAUGCCAACAUCCAAAAAGAAAUCUCAAUAGUAUCCCAAUUUGUCGGUCCUUCUUAUUCAGAAGCUUAUAUCAAAACGAUUCUUGCUUCCAAUGGGAAUAAUCCUGAACAAAGCAUCAACUAUAUCUUGAAUCAUCAAAAACCAGAAUUUUGGAAAGUAUGGUUUAGAUCCUAUGCUUCACCUCACUUGCUUUUUGGGUUUGCUCAGGAUACAAUGAUGUAG
Molecule: messenger RNA, 390 nt
Organism: Batrachochytrium dendrobatidis JAM81
Lineage: Eukaryota; Fungi; Chytridiomycota; Chytridiomycetes; Rhizophydiales
Exons: 5
Coding region: 1-390 (129 amino acids)
Source: RefSeq, a predicted model, not a curated record